Messenger RNA from Mangifera indica (mango), 749 nucleotides. Its product is annotated as protein NUCLEAR FUSION DEFECTIVE 6, mitochondrial-like. The record is from RefSeq and is a predicted model, not a curated record. The transcript is spliced from 3 exons. Lineage: Eukaryota; Viridiplantae; Streptophyta; Magnoliopsida; Sapindales; Anacardiaceae. Gene Ontology annotation, cellular component: mitochondrion. Bases 129 to 428 code for a protein of 99 amino acids.
AGGUUGACACGUUUUAGAUCAAACGAUCCAGAGACAGUGCGAUUCUAUAAUUUUCGUACGAGUGCAUACGGGCAACCGGAAAAGCCUCCUUAACAAACCUAAAACCCUCGAGAAAACCCAAAAUAGCUAUGUUUGUAGCCGCUGCCAGGUCUUCCCUGCGGUCCACCGCCGCCAGCAGAGCCAACUUCUCCGCCCGAAUAACGGCUGGGCUCAAACCUAAUGCCAGACCCAGUACCUCUCCCUUUCGGGUCUCAAAACAGAGCCCCCUUUCUCAUCGUAUUUUCAGGUCCCCAGUGGAGAUGAGCUGCUGCGUCGAAACGAUGCUUCCGUUUCACACUGCCACUGCCUCUGCAUUGCUUACUUCAAUGCUCUCCGUUUCUCGUCAAAGCUACGGUUGGACCCCUGAAGAUUGCAAUGAUGAUGUAUGAUGAAUGUCAGAGAGUUCGGGAGAAGUUUUAUACAUCCGCUCUAAGACAAGGUGGUGAAAUAAAGCUUUGUAGCGGGAUUCUAGAGAUAUUUGCCUUUUAGAAAAGUUUAACAAGAUGCUGAAAUAAAAAUUUGUUAUUCAAGAACUUUAAGGAGCUAAGUUUAAGAUGGUUGCUUUUAAGUACUGUUGUGAUUCAAAUAGCUGUAUAUUAGAGUGGUAUUUAUAAUCACGGUAAUUACAUAUCCUCAGCAAGUACCUUUGCUUUAUAUUUUGCAUUUUUUUCCUUGAAGGAAGUAUGCAAUUGUCACCCAUGAUUGCCAUA